GUGAGAACGCGACGAACCAUCACUUGCAUAUUGUAGCCUGUUCUCGUUCCUGCACUGCUGGGGAGGUUAUAUGCGCGUUUUGCAACGGUUUGACUAGCACUCACGAGCCAUUUACGAUGGUAGAGGCGUGCAAUCUUCGUUUUUCGCUACACUUCGUUCCUUCUAUAUGCCAGCACGCUGAUAGCAGUGGAUGGUCUGAGCAAGCUGUAAUUCGCUUCUAAUCAGGAAAGUGCCCGUUUGAUUUGGGAUCUUGUUCUAAGAAGAUGUAAGGACCAGUAAGCUUUCCCCUCUCCAGUAUCCUGUUCACAAAAAUGCAGAAGGGAAUCCGACUUAAUGAUGGCCAUAUAACCUACCUGGGUCUUUUGGCAAAGAAAGAUGGUACAAGACGAGGCUGUUUGAGCAAAAAGAGCUCCGACAACACAAAAUGGCACACCAAGUGGUUUGCUCUAUUACAAAAUAUGCUUUUUUAUUUUGAGAGCGAGUCAAGCUCGCGACCUUCGGGGUUGUACCUGUUGGAAGGCUGCGUGUGUGACAGGUCGCCGUCACCCAAACCCUCGCUCUCUGCCAAGGAGUGCUUAGAAAAACAGUACUAUUUCACAAUCAGUUUCAACCAUGAGAAUCAGAAAGCCCUGGAACUUCGCACUGAAGAUGUGAAAGACUGUGACGAAUGGGUGGCAGCAAUAACCCACGCCAGCUACAGGAACCUGGCCACGGAGCAUGAGGCUCUUAUGCAGAAGUAUCUACAUCUACUCCAAAUCGUGGAGACCGAGAAAACGGUUGCUAAGCAACUUCGACAACAGAUAGAGGAUGGGGAGAUCGAGAUUGAACGCUUAAAAUCUGAGAUUGCUGGACUGCUCAAAGACAAUGAGAAGAUCCAGACCAACCCCACCACAGCACCCAGUGAGGAUGACUCUGAAAUCAAGAAAAUCAAGAAAGUGCAGAGCUUCUUGCGGGGUUGGAUGUGCCGGCGGAAGUGGAAGACCAUCAUCCAGGACUACAUCCGCUCUCCGCAUGCCGAGAGCAUGAGGAAGAGGAACCAGGUGGUCUUCAGCAUGCUGGAGGCUGAGGCUGAGUAUGUCCAGCAGCUGCACAUCCUUGUCAACAAUUUCCUGCGGCCACUUCGCAUGGCCGCCAGCUCCAAGAAGCCGCCUAUUACCCACGACGAUGUCAGCAGCAUCUUCCUCAACAGUGAAACCAUCAUGUUUUUACACCAGAUAUUCUACCAAGGCCUGAAAGCACGGAUAGCAAGCUGGCCAACAUUAGUCUUGGCUGACCUCUUUGACAUUCUGCUACCCAUGCUAAACAUCUACCAGGAGUUUGUACGCAAUCACCAGUACAGCCUGCAGAUCCUGGCACACUGCAAGCAGAACCGUGACUUCGACAAGCUGCUCAAACAGUACGAGGCCAAGCCUGACUGUGAGGAGCGCACCCUGGAAACCUUCCUCACCUAUCCCAUGUUCCAGAUUCCACGUUACAUUCUGACUCUCCAUGAGCUGUUGGCACACACGCCCCAUGAGCAUGUAGAGAGGAACAGUCUGGAUUAUGCCAAGUCCAAGCUGGAAGAGCUCUCCAGAAUCAUGCAUGACGAGGUGAGUGAGACUGAGAAUAUCAGGAAGAACCUGGCCAUUGAACGCAUGAUUGUGGAAGGCUGUGAGAUUCUCCUGGACACCAGUCAGACUUUUGUCAGACAAGGAUCCCUCAUCCAGGUACCCAUGAGCGAGAAAGGGAAGAUCACCCGCGGUCGUCUGGGCUCCCUGUCUCUGAAGAAGGAGGGCGAGAGACAAUGUUUCCUCUUCUCCAAGCACCUGAUUAUCUGCACACGGGGCUCCGGAGGGAAGCUGCACCUCACCAAGAACGGAGUGGUAUCACUUAUUGACUGCACACUGAUUGAGGACCCAGAGAACACAGACGAUGAGUCAAAAUCAGACAAGAGCGGCCAAGAUCUGGAGCACCUGGACUUCAAGAUUGUGGUGGAGCCCAAAGACACCCCAUCCUUUACCAUCAUUCUGGUGGCCUCUUCACGGCAAGAGAAGUCAGCCUGGACCAGUGACAUUAGCCAGUGCAUAGACAACAUUCGCUGCAAUGGGCUCAUGAUGAAUGCCUUUGAGGAGAAUUCAAAAGUCACUGUGCCACAGAUGAUCAAGUCCGACACCAGCCUCUACUGCGAUGAUGUGGACAUACGCUUCAGCAAGAUGAUGAACUCCUGCAAGGUGCUGCAGAUUCGUUACGCCAGCGUGGAGCGUCUGCUAGAGCGCCUCACUGACCUGCGCUUUCUCUCCAUCGACUUCCUCAACACCUUCCUGCACUCCUACCGUGUGUUCACCACCGCCGACGUUGUGCUCGACAAACUCAUCGCCAUCUACAAGAGGCCCAUCAGCGCCAUCCCAGCCCGAUCACUGGAACUGUUCUUUGCCAGCAGCCAGAACAACAAGCUCCUGUAUGGCGAGCCGCCCAAGUCUCCCCGGGCCAGCCGCAAAUUCUCCUCUCCGCCCCCAUUGGCCAUGGCCAAGACGUCCUCUCCCAACCGACGCCGCAAGCUCUCCCUCAACAUCCCCAUCAUCACGGGCGGGAAGGCGCUGGACCUGGCCGCCCUCAGCUGCUCCUCCAAUGGAUAUGCAAGCAUGUACUCAGCCAUGUCCCCAUUCAGCAAGACCACGCUGGACAUCAACAAGCUCUACGUCUCCAGCCCCAUCGCCAGCAAGAUCUCAGAUGAGGGUGAGGCCAAGGGGGAUCGGGCAGAGGACUCCUCGCUGGCCAAACAGGAUAUUUCGGUGAAGGAGGAGAGUGACAGCGAGCAGGCCCAGAGUGACGAGGCUGAGACUGAGGCCUCGCCCACCAAGUCACCCACCACCCCAAAGAGCGUCAAGUGCAAAAACUCCUCAGAAUUUUCACUAUUCUCCUACAACAACGGCAUGGUGAUGUCAUCCUGCCGAGAACUGGACAACAACCGUAGUGCACUCUCUGCAGCUUCUGCCUUUGCUAUUGCCACAGCUGGUGCCAACGAGGGUACACCAACCAAGGAGAAGUAUCGCCGCAUGUCUUUGGCUAGCACAGGGUUCCCCACAGACCAGAGGAAUGGAGAUAAGGAGUUUGUGAUUCGCCGGGCAGCAACUAAUCGAGUUCUCAAUGUCCUGAGGCACUGGGUAUCCAAACAUUCCCAGGACUUUGAGACCAACAUGGAGCUAAAGAUGAAGGUGAUCAGCUUCUUGGAGGAGGUUAUGCAUGAUCCCGAGCUACUGACCCAGGAAAGAAAAGCAGCAGCAAACAUCAUAAGGACACUCACUCAAGAGGACCCUGGUGACAAUCAGAUCUCUCUGGAGGAGGUACUGCAGAUGGCUGAGGGGGGAAAGGCAGAGCCCUUUGAAAAUCAUUCAGCUCUGGAGAUCGCAGAGCAGCUUACACUGCUGGAUCACCUCGUGUUCAAGGUCAUCCCAUAUGAGGAGUUCUUUGGCCAAGGCUGGAUGAAAACAGACAAGAAUGAAAAGACACCCUACAUCAUGAAAACAACAAAGCACUUCAAUGAUAUAAGCAACUUGAUCGCCUCGGAGAUCCUGCGCUGUGAGGAUGUGAACACGCGGGUGGCAGUGAUGGAGAAGUGGGUGGCCGUAGCCGACAUCUGCCGCUGUCUCCAUAACUACAAUGCCGUUCUGGAGAUCACCUCCUCCCUCAACCGCAGUGCCAUCUUCCGCCUCAAAAAGACAUGGCUCAAAGUCUCCAAACAGACAAAAACGGUCAUUGACAAGCUUCAGAAAUUGGUGUCAUCUGAGGGAAGGUUCAAGAACCUAAGAGAAGCUUUGAAAAAUUGUGACCCUCCUUGCGUGCCGUACUUGGGAAUGUACCUCACAGACCUGGCAUUCAUAGAAGAGGGUACCCCAAACUACACAGAGGACAACCUUGUUAACUUUUCUAAGAUGAGAAUGAUCUCUCAUAUCAUCAGAGAAAUAAGGCAGUUUCAACAAACAGCAUACAAGAUUGAUCAUCAGCCAAAGGCAGCCCAGUAUUUGCUGGACAGUAGCAAUGUGUUGGAUGAAGAAAGCAUGUAUGAAGCCUCACUCAGAAUUGAGCCCAAAGUGCCCAACUGAGAAGAAGGCUUUUCUUAAGGCCUACACAACGUACAGCCUGUUUAUCAUGUGCUCACACACAGUACCAUGUCUUAGGUUAUGUAGUACAUAUUACUUCCGUAUCUGUAACUUUGUUUCUAGUAGUUAAAAGCACCUAAACAUUUCCUGUUUUCAUUGAGGAGUUGGAAAUAUAUUAAUUUGCAUUUCUCCUGUUGUACAUAAUCCCACUUUUCUCUUUAUAACAGCAUUUUUCUGACACCAAAAAGAGAUAUAUGUAUAUUCAAAACGAUAUUCUUUUAAAUGUUAUUCUCUCCUUCUCUCCCGGGGUCUCACUACUGAAUUUAAGGUCAUAUGUAAGGUUUGGUUGUCUCUGUUAUUGCAGCCUAAAGUGAUAGCCUUCUGGAUGAAUUUAUACCUUAUUUCUGAUGAAAUACACAAUGCUAAAACAGAUACUUUGACCAAACAAAUUUUGAUAGAUGCAUGGAACUUAUCUGUAUGCAUACCAUGUAGCAAAGAGAAACUCAGAUAUGAUACUACUGUAUACAAGCAAGCAUAUCAAGACAUUUAUAUUGGUUAUAAUAGGUGUAUUCCAAGGUUGAUGUUGCCAUAACUAAACUGAUGCCACUAUACACAUUUUAUCGUUUGGGUGUACACGUAUGUGAUUAUUACAUAUUGCCACCACUCGGGAUUGUUUGUACCUGUAAUGUCUACCAUGGUACUAUCCGCUGUGGCAUAUUUAACAUUUCAAAUGUUUAGGCAUGAUCUGAUGAUGAAGGCAGUGUACAUUUUGCCGGCAUUAGAGAAAUGAAUGAAUUGCUCUCAUCGGUUAAGGUUUCUGACCGUUGUUGCAUGCAAAAUAUGUCAUUAUAUAGCCUUUUCACCUCUCCAAAACUUUAUUGCAGUUCUGUGAAACAAUUCCUUUUAUGAGAAUGUAGUCUCUUUUUUUCCUGGGAUAAAAUGAAGAAUUGCUUAUUCAAGAGUCACCAUUUUCAACAAGGGAACUGCUUGUAUGGCAUUAGAUAUGACUAUUUUUGGAAACUUGUUUAAAAAAAUGUAAAAGCUGCCCUCACAACCUCCCUCCUCUACAUUUGAAAAUGACAUGAGACUGAUCAAAUAAAAAUAUAUAAAUAGAUAAAUAAAUAAAAGCCAGUGUACUCUGCUAGGGCUGAAACAGUCUGCCCAUGCCAGAACAUCCAGCUAUUGUAUAUUAACAGACAAUUUAUGUCCUUCUUGCUGUUCCCGUGAUUGUGGAACGUGACUGUAUAUCACUUUGUAAAAUGCAUUGUCGUUUAAGAGUAUGAUCAAAACAAUUGAAUGAAUCUCUACGCCUGCAACAUACAAAAAAGGUAUUUUUGUAGUCCUAGAAUAAAGAAAUAGGAUUCUGCAUCCUUACCAGAAAAUUAUCAAAAAAUAAGAAAAAAGAGGGGGAAACAGAAAUGUAUUUUGUACAAAUUCACCACACAGAAACAUAUUCUGUAUAUUUUGUACAUGCAGCCCCACAUAUUUCUUAAUGUGUACUAGUGUAAAGCACACUUCUUUGAAGCAUUGUGUCCUAAGCUUACACACUCAAUGCUAAGCGAUUUGUGAUUUUGAAACCAUGAUAUAGAGGUAGAAGACUUUAAAGUGUUUUGCAUAUACUGUAAUCCUGUCUAUAACCUUUCUCUUAGCAGGAAUAUAGUAAUGUAGUGCUUAUUCUGUGAAUAUUUGUAUGUAUUUUUACUAUGUACAGUCUAGAACCACACUAAAUGCUCAAAUGGCAGGCAUGCAACACUGUAUCAACCAGAAACUUUAAAAAGGACAUAUUAUAUAUAGAUCUAUAUAUACAUACUGUAUACACAUCUACGUGCACAUACUCUUAUACAUGAUAUAUAAACAGACAAACAUUUUGCUGUUAGCAAUACCCAGUGGUAUGAGAAUUAUCUUUCAACCCUUAAGUUUAUUUCCACGGCUUGAGAAAUAUUUCCAGUUUUGUAAAAAAAGAAAAAGAAAAAAAGGAGAAAAUAAAUUGUAUGUUUCCUGAUUACCUCUUGCUAAUAAAUCUAUUCUAUCUCAGGGGGA
Electrophorus electricus (electric eel) is the source of this 6119-nucleotide messenger RNA. It is a transcript of the gene rasgrf1, whose product is annotated as Ras protein specific guanine nucleotide releasing factor 1. The record is from RefSeq and is a predicted model, not a curated record. Lineage: Eukaryota; Metazoa; Chordata; Actinopteri; Gymnotiformes; Gymnotidae. Gene Ontology annotation, cellular component: plasma membrane. Gene Ontology annotation, biological process: Ras protein signal transduction. Gene Ontology annotation, molecular function: guanyl-nucleotide exchange factor activity.